AUGUCUUCAUCGUAUGCCAAGCUUGUGAAGGGGGCGACCAAGAUAAAGAUGGCUCCCCCAAAACAAAAAUACGUGGACCCCAUUCUCAUGGGCACUUCGAACCCCCGUGACUUCCAAGAGAUUACAGACGCCUUGGACGUAAGGUUGUCAGAUACGGCGUGGACCAUUGUGUAUAAGGCGCUGGUUGUGAUACACCUAAUGAUCCAGCAAGGCGAAAAAGACGUUACGCUAAGGCACUAUUCUCAUAACCUGAGCGUGUUCCAGUUAAGGAAAAUCUCGCAUACUUCUAAAUGGUCUUCCAACGAUAUGAAGGCGCUGCAGAAGUACGAUGAUUACUUGAAGAUCCGUUGUGAGGAGUAUGGGAGGCUACGUAUGGACCACGUACGAGACAACUAUUCCUCGUUAAAAUUGGGCAGUAGAGACCAACUUACCAUGGAUGAAGAGUUGGACCAUGUAGAGUCGUUAGAAAUCCAAAUAAAUGCUUUAAUAAGAAACCGAUACUCUACUCCGGAUCUGGAAAACCACUUGCUACUGUAUGCGUUCCAAUUGCUAGUGCAAGAUCUGUUAGCGUUAUACAACGCCCUCAACGAAGGGGUUAUUACACUAUUGGAAUCAUUCUUUGAACUAUCCGUCGAGCAUGCCAAGAGAACGCUGGAUCUUUACAAGGAUUUUGUGGACAUGACAGAGUACGUGGUAAGAUAUUUGAAGGUAGGUAAAGCCGUCGGUUUGAAAAUUCCCGUGAUCAAGCAUAUCACCACAAAAUUGAUUAAAUCUCUGGAAGACCACUUGAGGGAGGAAACAAAAAGACAGAGAGGUGAGCCUCUUCAACAACAACAAGACAGGAAGCCAUCUUCUACCGUUAGCAAUACAACCAAUUACGAUAGCAACACUGGUAAUAGAUCCAUAGCGCAACAGAAGCUGGAACAGAUAAGGGAACAAAAGAAGCUUUUGGAGCAACAACUACAACAGCAACAACUGCUGAUUUCUCCUACCGUUCCGCAAGAUGCGCACAACCCGUUUGGCUCGCAACAACAAGAUGUAAAUAAUGAUACUUUUUCUUUCGAGCCAGCACAACCUCAACUGGCCGCCCAAAUCCCACAACAAACCGGUAACCCAUUCUUGAUACAACAACAGCAACAGCAACAACAGCAACAGCWACAGCAACAGCAACAGCAACAGCAACAGCUACAGCAACAGCAACAGCAACAGCAACAGCUACAGCUACAGCAACAGCAACAGCAACAACAACAACAACAGCAACAGCAACCAGUCCAAUUGGCCGGCGCACCCACGAUGCUGCAACAAGCGCAGGUACCAGUAGCAUCGAAUUUGAAUGGCCAGCAAACUGGGAUGUAUGCUUCCAAUCUCCAGUAUACCCCAAAUUUCACUGGGUCAGGAUUUGGUGGCUAUACAACUAUCGAUAGCAACCCAAUGGCAAACACCAUGGAGCCGACGAAAACAGGCUCUAACAAUCCGUUUUCGUUGGAGAAUAUAGUAAGAGAACAACAAAAACAGCCUAAUGAAUCCCCGAACCCAUUUACGUUGCAGCAAGCUCAGACUACCCCGAUUCUUGCUCAACAUCAAACAGGUAACCCAUUUCAAGCACAAAACAUGAUGACAGCACCAAUGGGGACAUACAUGACUGGUUCACCGGCUGGGCAAGUUCAGUAUGCUUCCACCGGUAUACAGCAACAACAAGCUAUGCAAGACCAACAGACUGGGUAUGUCAUGAUCCCGACCGCGUUUGUACCCAUUCAACAACAACAGCAACAACAACAACAACAUCAACAAGAAAAUUCGAAUUUAAUAGAUAUAUAA
Messenger RNA from Saccharomyces eubayanus, 1818 nucleotides. Its product is annotated as Yap1802p. Bases 1 to 1818 code for a protein of 605 amino acids. Gene Ontology annotation, molecular function: phosphatidylinositol-4,5-bisphosphate binding; 1-phosphatidylinositol binding; SNARE binding. NCBI's taxonomy places the organism in Eukaryota, Fungi, Ascomycota, Saccharomycetes, Saccharomycetales, Saccharomycetaceae. Gene Ontology annotation, biological process: clathrin-dependent endocytosis; clathrin coat assembly; vesicle budding from membrane. Gene Ontology annotation, cellular component: clathrin-coated vesicle; clathrin-coated pit. The transcript has a single exon. The record is from RefSeq and is a predicted model, not a curated record.